Molecule: messenger RNA, 948 nt
Organism: Felis catus (domestic cat)
Lineage: Eukaryota; Metazoa; Chordata; Mammalia; Carnivora; Felidae
Product: zinc finger CCHC domain-containing protein 3-like
Exons: 2
Coding region: 249-554 (101 amino acids)
Source: RefSeq, a predicted model, not a curated record
CCCGCCCCGGCCCGGCCCGGCCCGCCCGGAACGCCCCGGGACGCGCGGCCCGCCUCACCUGGCGUCGCCGUCGCGGCGGCUCCCGCAGCCGGAGGGGCUUCGCGGCCGGCAGGCCAUAUCGAGCGCAGCGGCGGGGUACUGUGGCGCCGGGCUGCGUCCUCGGGCGGGGGUCGGGGGCCGGCAGCCGCGACCGUUCCCGCGCCGGCGCUGACAAGCUCUGCGCGCGCGCCCCGCCCCCAACCGCCUUUAUGCGCCGGCGGCCCCGCCCCUCCGAGCUCCCGCGCGCGCCGCGUCGGGCGAGACCAUCGGGCCCGGGCGGGCGGGGGAGUCCAGACGGCAGAACCCGCUCCGCGGGCUGCCCGACCCUGGGCGGGGCGCCGCCGGCCCGCAGCCCCGACGUUGCCUUCGGGGAGGCGGCGGACCGACGCCGUCCGAGUGGACGAGGAGAGGCCCGAAGAAAGCCGCCGCACCGGCCCGGCGCCGCUGGCCCCCGGCAGUCCUCCCCGCUGCGCAGUUUACUUCCGCCGCUUUCAGCGCCGCCUCCGGCUCUCUGACCCUCCCCCUCCCCCCCCUCCGUGCUCCACGGGCCCUCCAUGACCCCGACCCCUGCGCUUGGAGGCCUCACCCAGGACCCACGCCCUUGGGCCACCACAGCGUUCCCGCGGGGGCCCCUACAUCUAGAGUGCCUGCACGCUGACCCCAAGGGCCCUGGCCACAACCCCCUGCCCAGAACUGCUGGGCCCACCCCCUUGGGAGCCCUGGAAACGGACUUCUUGAGACCCUGGCCUGCAACGGGAAAAACGGAGGGUAAGGUUCCUACAGCGCCUGCCUCCCUUCUCAUUUUAAGCAAAAAUGGGUACGUUGAAGUGGGCACAGUGCUGCUCCUUCUCAGCUGGCUUCUCCCCGUUACCAGUUCAAACAUCAAGAAAAACAAAAUAUUCCAUUUAA